CGACCGCUUCAAUUGCCGCCGCCGUUGUCUCUGGGAAACCCUGCGAAGGCCGCUAGCCGAGCGCUGCCUGAGCUCCGCCCGUCACGGACAUGUCUGACGAGAAGGAUUCCCGGAGGGCAGGCGAAGAGAAAGGAGAGGAGCCGGUGGUGCGCACCGUCCCCUGUAGUGCGCGCUCGGCGAAGCGGGCGGCGCAGGAGCCCCCGAAGCUGGAAGCGGCGGGGGCUGACGGCGGCUCUGACAGCUGCUCUGACGGCGGCUCUGACGACCUCGGCUGCGGAGGGGCGCCCAUAGACCCCGGUCUCCUGGAGCUUGUGGCCGACGAGGAGAAAUGCCGGAACAUCCGCAAGCAGUACCGGCAGCUCAUCUACAGCGUGCAGCAGAACCGCGAGGACAUCGUGAACACGGCGAGCGACUGCUUAACCGAGGCGCUGGAGGAAGCCAACGUCCUGUUCGACGGAGUGAGCCGGACGCGGGAAGCCGCUCUCGAUGCCCAGUUUCUUGUUUUGGCGUCCGACUUGGGUAAAGAGAAAGCAAAGCAGCUGAACUCUGAUAUGAGCUUUUUUAAUCAAGUAGCAUUUUGUGACUUUCUGUUUAUAUUUGUGGGUCUAAACUGGAUGGAGGACGACGGACGUGAUGCGCUGAGUGGCUGCGAUGACAGCAUCGCGCGCUCCUUCUGGGAGACGGUGCAUGAGGAGGCGACGGCCUGGAUAUCGCGAGCUGAAACAUUCCACUUCAUUUUUGGUUCAUUCAGGUCAGAGUCUUCCGCACCAAAGCCGCGACCUGGACACCAUAAAAAAGCGCACAGAGUGGAAGAAAACGGGGAUAUGCCUACAAAGCUGAGGAGGCUGGACCUGGGUAGUAAUCAAGAAGGGACAGAAAAAGAAGUAGAAAGAAUCUUGGGAUUGUUGCAAACGUACUUUCGAAAGUAUCCUGACACUCCCGUGUCCUAUUUCGAGUUUGUGAUUGAUCCAAAUUCUUUUUCUCGUACUGUGGAGAAUAUAUUUUAUGUUUCUUUCAUUAUAAGGGAUGGUUUUGCAAGAAUAAGGCUUGACCAAGACAGGCUGCCAAUAUUAGAGCCAAUUAAUAUGAACCAAGUGGGUGAGGAAAAUGAUCCCAGUUUCCAUGGCAGGAAACAAGGAGUUAUAUCUUUGAGUUUACAGGACUGGAAAAAUAUUGUGGCGACUUUUGAAAUUUCAGAGGCUAUGAUCACAAACUCCUACUAAAUAUUUUUCUUAGUAUAUAGCAUUUUGUGUCUUUUCUAAAAUAUCCCAAAAUAGAUUGUAAAAUCCAGACAGAAGCACAUAUUGUAUCUCUUGUAAAGUGAGAAAGUAUUUUCAAGAACAUCAGAAAUUGUCUUACUGUGCAGUGUAUUUUUCUUGGUAGUUUAUAAGGUUGUCAUGAUCUUCUGUUAUAUAAAAAAAAUCACUGGCAUGUUCAUGGAAAAAUUUUUGAGUGUCCUUUAAGAUUUUAUUAAUAAAAAUCAGUUCCAAAUUUCA
Molecule: messenger RNA, 1496 nt
Organism: Miniopterus natalensis
Lineage: Eukaryota; Metazoa; Chordata; Mammalia; Chiroptera; Miniopteridae
Gene: EID3
Product: EP300 interacting inhibitor of differentiation 3
Biological process (GO): DNA repair
Cellular component (GO): nucleus; Smc5-Smc6 complex
Source: RefSeq, a predicted model, not a curated record